GGUCUCAAAUGCGAAUAGCCGAUGGAAAAACUGAGAAUUUUGACCAUUAAACAUAUCAAAUUUUUCUGAUUAGCACUGAUUCUAAAUUUCCAAGUUCCAAAGAGUUUUCAAACAAUAGAUUGUAUGAUAAAUUUUACUACUUUUAGGACUUUGUUCUUCAUUCUGAACUCCCACACAGCAAUCAAUAGUAGUUGGUUAUCGAUUCAUUGUCUGCUUGUGUUGAUGACAUCACAAUAUGACAAAUCUAACCUCAAAUCUUUCAAGCUUUCAAUAAACAGUGAUAAAACUAACAGAAAAUAAUAAAGUAUUAAAUUAUUUAUCAGUGAUAAAGUAUAAGUUAUAUGCGUGAAUCAAAUUCGAAAAAUGGCAGAAGAAUGUUCAGAUGGUGUUACAGACUCUCCAAAGAAAGGUCCGACAUUAUCGACAAGCACAAGCAGUUUUGAGGCACUCGAUCCGCAUGACCCAAACCUUAGUCGACUUGCCACAACUAUGUUCCAGAAGACAGGCGACUAUCUCUUUGGAGAGCUCACCACCACUCAGGAGGACUACAAACUACUUGAAGCAAUGAAUCAAGCGACCAUCACUAAAUACUCAGACAUGAGGCAAAUAGCUGGCAAUGUGGCACAGUCUAUGUCCGAAUUAAACGAAAAAUAUAAAACUUUAAAGCCUUUCUUGGAUCAAAUCGAUCAGAUUGAUGACAGUGUAACGAAACUAGAGCAGGCGGCAUACAAACUGGAUGCCUAUUCAAAAAGGCUGGAAGCGAAGUUCAAAAGUCUAGAGAAAAGAUAGAACUUGAAAUUGUUUAAAAAAAGGUUAUUGCAGUUUAUGUGGAAGGAGUUAAUUCCAUCGAGUAUGUUGAUGAUUUAUGCCUAGACUAUCAAACUCGCACUAUUUGUAAAUAAGUAAAAUAUAUAUUAUUCUAGUUAAGUUACUCAAGUUGGAUAAUAAAUUGUUAUUUUAAACUAA
This is a messenger RNA of Nilaparvata lugens (brown planthopper), 966 nucleotides long. RefSeq names its product biogenesis of lysosome-related organelles complex 1 subunit 2 (gene Blos2). Gene Ontology annotation, molecular function: gamma-tubulin binding. The record is from RefSeq and is a predicted model, not a curated record. The transcript has 4 exons. Bases 364 to 789 code for a protein of 141 amino acids. Lineage: Eukaryota; Metazoa; Arthropoda; Insecta; Hemiptera; Delphacidae. Gene Ontology annotation, biological process: endosomal transport; lysosome localization. Gene Ontology annotation, cellular component: BLOC-1 complex; BORC complex; gamma-tubulin complex.